AAGAAAAUACGCAGUUUCAUAUGAUGAUGAGUUUCGUUGUUUAGUUGUGUCUCCGCAAUUAAGCCAAUUUCCGCCUCUUCUCUUGGAUUCUGCUUCGCCUCUGCUCGUCCUCUUAUCCGAUCUUCUCAGAGCUGUAUUGUUACCAAUAGGUUCAUGGGUUCUGCAGCCAGACAGCCACUCUUCUCGUUUGGUGUUAUUGCUGAUGUUCAGUAUGCUGAUAUUCCAGAUGGCCGCUCGUUUUUAGGUGUUCCUAGGUAUUACAGGAACAGCAUCCUUGUCCUGCAACGAGCUGUUGAAACUUGGAACCAACACGGAAACCUCAAAUUUGUUAUUAACAUGGGUGACAUUGUUGAUGGUUUUUGUCCCAAGGAUCAAUCUUUGUCUGCCACUAAGAAACUGGUCCGUGAAUUCGAGAAAUUCAAUGGCCCUGUUUAUCAUAUGAUCGGCAAUCACUGCCUCUACAAUCUCCCCCGCGAAGAGUUGCUUCCUUUGCUGAACAUCCCAGGUCGUGAUGGCAAUGCUUAUUAUGAUUUUUCACCAACUCAUGACUAUAGAAUUGUGGUGUUGGAUGGGUAUGACAUCAGUGCUGUUGGAUGGCCACAGGACCAUCCUAAAACAAUAGCUGCAUUGAAGAUACUUGAAGAAAAGAACCCUAACUCAGACAAAAAUAGCCCCGCUGGGCUUGAGGAUCUUGCGAGGAGAUUUGUGAAGUAUAACGGUGGUGUUGGGGAGAAACAGCUGCAGUGGCUUGACAGUGUACUUCAGGAUGCAUCCAAUUCAAACCAGAGAGUUAUUGUAUGCGGGCAUGUGCCUAUGAGCCCUGGUGUGGCAUCUAAAGCAGCCUUGCUAUGGAAUUUUGAUGAAGUGAUGGGCAUUAUACACAAGUAUGACUCUGUCAAAGUUUGUUUAUCUGGACACGAUCAUAAAGGAGGAUACUUUGUUGAUUCUCACGGUGUUCACCAUAGGUCCUUGGAAGCUGCCUUGGAAUGCCCCCCAGGUACAUAUUCGUUUGGAUAUAUCGAUGUAUAUGAGAACACGUUAUCUCUUGUUGGUACUGAUCGGAUGCAAAGCACUGAUUUUGAGAUCUAGAGCUUUCCUGAAUGAUCAAUUAUCUGAAACGCAGAAUCUGUAAUCACCAAUAUCUAUUUAUAUGAUGAUUAUUUUUGUCAAAAUUA
This is a messenger RNA of Capsella rubella, 1175 nucleotides long. RefSeq names its product manganese-dependent ADP-ribose/CDP-alcohol diphosphatase. Gene Ontology annotation, molecular function: 2',3'-cyclic-nucleotide 2'-phosphodiesterase activity; CDP-glycerol diphosphatase activity; ADP-ribose diphosphatase activity. Lineage: Eukaryota; Viridiplantae; Streptophyta; Magnoliopsida; Brassicales; Brassicaceae. The transcript has 2 exons. Bases 154 to 1089 code for a protein of 311 amino acids. The record is from RefSeq and is a predicted model, not a curated record.